Messenger RNA from Aspergillus sclerotioniger CBS 115572, 2121 nucleotides. RefSeq lists its product as uncharacterized. The coding region runs from base 1 to 2121 and encodes 706 amino acids. Lineage: Eukaryota; Fungi; Ascomycota; Eurotiomycetes; Eurotiales; Aspergillaceae. The record is from RefSeq and is a predicted model, not a curated record. The transcript has 2 exons.
AUGGAAAGAUCACCAACUAAAGAAGAGCUCCUGGCUCUCCUACAGGAGGCAACAUCUCGUGCUGAACAAGAAAGAUCUCGCGCUGAAGAGGAAAGAUCUCGUGCUAAACAGGAAAGAAAUUGUGCUGAGCAGGAAAGAAAUCGUGCUGAACAGGCUGAAACACACAUUCAAAAUUUAACUUUUGCGGAAUAUCUGCGAGGCACCCAUGACUUGAUAUCAAAGCCCUUGGCUAUCCAAACCAAUCUGGCACUUACAACCAAAGGCCCUAUCACUAGUCCAACCGGUCGCAUCUGUCCUGAAUACCUCGAACCCUUUGACUUCCGCGAAAUGUACCAAGACCUCUUUGAUGAGAUUUACCAAAUUUUUCAAUCUCCCACACCAAAGCGACUGUUCCCACCCUUAAUUGUCCUGAAAGAUAGAGGACAACGGGCAUGCGACCGUGUCUUGGCAAGUGAAGACGACUUGAUGAAACAUCAACAAGAUGAAGUGGAAACUCCCGUGAAAGAAAUCAUUGACAGGCUACGGGAAAUAGCCCCAGAUCGAUUUCCACUUGGUGAAGGUAUAAUGAUUGAAAAUCAUUCCAAUACCAUCAUCGAGGACCCAGAGACGAUGAAAUCUGCACGACCUACAACAGACAGACACUGCGUCUAUCAUCGCACUAAUGAUGUCCGAAGCUUACUUUAUAUGAUUCAAUAUAAAGCUGGUCAUAAGCUUACUGAUGCAUUCCUCAGGGCGGGCCUUCGGCCAAUGAACAUGCUGGAGGAAGUUGUUCAACAAAUCAAGAUUUCAACAGAUCCUGAUGAAAAGCUCCGCUACCAAGCUACCUAUCUAUCAUGUGCUGCCCUUACGCAACACUUCCAAGAUAUGAUCAAGGCAGGUUGUGAAUGGGGUUGUGUGUCGAAUGGCCACAUGAAAGUCAUUCUUCGUAUUCCAGAAGACAGACCAGAAACCCUGCAGUACUCUCUCCUCGAGCCCAGUCGAGAUGCUGAGCCAAAUCCAGAUGAUGGUCUUGGUUUCCGUUACCCUUACACAGCUGUUGGUUGCAUGUUAGGGCUUACGAUAAUAGCAUCCCGAUCAAUGCAACGCGGCCAAGCUUGGCGAAACGCUGCUACGAAAACGCUGAGCAGAUGGGAAGUUGACUUUGAGCAUGUCCUUAGAUCUAUCCCAGAAUCCGAACGCAAGGCAAGCCCGCCAGGCUCAGCCUACCGAGGACCUAAGUACCCUAUCAAUCCUCGAUCGCCUUAUCUCACGCGACAACGUCGGCUAAUCCUGGAUGGCGCUCCUUCUUUAGAAUCGAACAGGAGCCCAUCCCCCGACUCGUCAGAUAAUGACACACGCCGAAAGCAUAUACUUUCUUCCCCCAUCGAGGACCGAGGUAAACGCCAGAGAAAGGCUCCAGGUCAGACAUUUAAUUAUAUGUUUUGCACACAAUCAUGCCUACAUGGACUGUCAUCACAAUCCGAGUUCGAUGAUAAUUGUCCUAACGUACAUCUUCAUCAGAAACACUCGAGUGAUCACCGGCAUCCUUUGUCCCGCUCCACAUUAGUCGAGUGUAUUCGGCACCAACUGGAUCGUGAUAUAGACUCUUGCUAUCCUCUUGGACAAGAAGGCUUGCAUGGAUCCAUCUUCCUGAUAUCACUGCAAAGCUAUGGCUACACAUUAAUUGGCAAAGGAACCGAAUAUCUGUCCACCCUGGAAGGAUCUAUCUACCAAAAGUUGGAAUCUGUACAAGGGCGUGCUGUUCCAGUCUACCUUGGGGAUAUCAACCUGCAAAAUGUCUAUUAUCUUGACUCCGGGCGUGAGAUCAUCCACAUGUCACUUAUGGCAUGGGGAGGGGAGAUACUCCAGCAGGCUGAUUACAUAUCACGGGGGCGAGAAAUUGAAUAUACCCAGAAUGAAAUCCAAAGUUUGGGUGUUUUGCAUCUAGACCUCCAUAUGCCUAAUAUGCUAUGGAAUGCGGAGGUGGAACGGGUCAUGUUCAUUGACUUCAGCCGGGCAAAAAUCAUUGAAAAGAAUCGAAAACGCAAAAGGUCAACCAGCCCAUCCGCAGAUGAGUCAAAACGGGUUGAUGCACAUCGCCAUCCUUUGCCAAUUCCUAGGAAGGUUGAGCCAGCGGAGUAG